Athalia rosae (coleseed sawfly) is the source of this 1000-nucleotide messenger RNA. It is a transcript of the gene MED6, whose product is annotated as mediator of RNA polymerase II transcription subunit 6. NCBI's taxonomy places the organism in Eukaryota, Metazoa, Arthropoda, Insecta, Hymenoptera, Athaliidae. Gene Ontology annotation, cellular component: core mediator complex; mediator complex. The transcript is spliced from 5 exons. Gene Ontology annotation, molecular function: transcription coactivator activity. The record is from RefSeq and is a predicted model, not a curated record. The coding region runs from base 150 to 839 and encodes 229 amino acids. Gene Ontology annotation, biological process: regulation of transcription by RNA polymerase II.
GUUGUCAAAUCCUAACCCUAACGUGACUACUCAUCCAAAUUUGAAUAGUCCUAGUCAAGUACCAAAGCUUAUUUCAAUUUGUAUUUCCUACAAUCAAUAACGAUACUUCAAUUACCAGAUAUUAUAAGAAGAGUGAUCCAAUAUUCACCAUGGUCCCAGGAAGGCCUCCGGUUCCAGAUAAUCCUCUAGCGCUCUCGUGGCAUGACAGUGCCUGGAUUCCGAUGCUUAAUCCAAGCAAUAUUAUGGAUUAUUUUUCAGAACGUAGCAAUCCGUUCUUUGAUAGGACUUGCAACAAUGAAACUGUUAAGAUGCAAAGACUCAAUCCUGAUCAGUUGACGAACAUGACUGGAUUUGAAUAUAUUUUACUGCAUGUACAAGAGCCAAUUCUCUAUGUGAUUCGCAAACAACAUCGACAUUCGCCCACUGUAGCUACGCCUUUAGCGGAUUAUUAUAUUAUAGCAGGCGUUGUUUACCAAGCACCAGAUCUAGGCUCUGUUGUCAACUCGAGAUUGUUAUCUACAGUUCACCACUUGCAGUCAGCCUUCGAGGAGGCUAGUGCAUGCUCGAGAUAUCAUCCAAGCAAAGGAUACACGUGGGAUUUUAAAAAUGGCAAAGCAUUACCAGCCAAAAAAGAAGUACCGGUUAGAGAGGAGCCUAGUUCACUGUUUCAACGUCAAAGAGUAGACAUGCUGCUUGCCGAACUGACUCGUAAAUUUCCAUUGCCUGUACCAAAGCCUGUACAACCGGCUGUCGAAUCUGCUGUGGAAACCAAGCAAGAAAUAAAGACUGAAAAGAAAGACAUGAAACCACCUCCUGAGAAAAAACCGAGAAUUAAUUAAACUUAUCAGAUACUGCAACAAAUGUACAUACUAUAUAAUUCCUAUGAAGUUUGUUUUAUGACCACAGACUAUUAAGAGUUUUUAUUCAGAAUAUGAUCAAAAUGAAUUUAAGCUGGAAUAACAUUUUUAUGCUCAAUAAAACAAUGCAUUUUUUAUCCAUG